Molecule: messenger RNA, 902 nt
Organism: Diachasma alloeum
Lineage: Eukaryota; Metazoa; Arthropoda; Insecta; Hymenoptera; Braconidae
Gene: Prosbeta1
Product: proteasome subunit beta type-6
Exons: 5
Coding region: 90-785 (231 amino acids)
Cellular component (GO): proteasome core complex
Molecular function (GO): threonine-type endopeptidase activity
Source: RefSeq, a predicted model, not a curated record
CAGCUUACUAUUUCAGCUUUUGUUUGGCGGUGGCUUUGUCAUUUGAGUCAUUUGUGUCUAAUUAAUUCCAGAUAUUAAAAAGUUAAGAGAUGAAUAUCGUCAAUACUUUACACCCCCAAAAUCCAACGGCUCCGUAUCACUUGGCAGGAUGUGAUUGGAUGCAAACAGAAGCCAGUACUGGGACAUCUAUUAUGGCAGUGGAAUUUAAUGGAGGAGUAAUCAUUGGAGCAGAUUCAAGAGCUACCACUGGCGCUUAUAUUAGCAACAGAACUGCUGACAAGUUGACCAAAAUCACAGAUAAUAUCUACUGCUGUCGUUCUGGGUCUGCAGCCGAUACACAGGCUAUUGCUGAUAUCGUUUCCUAUCAUUUAGGAUUUCAUCAGAUGGAACUUGAAAGUCAGCCAUUAGUUGAAACAGCAGCGAAUGUGUUCCGUGAAAUGUGUUACAACUAUCGUGACUCUCUUGUUGCUGGAAUAUUAGUUGCUGGCUGGGAUUCACAGAAGGACGGCCAAGUUUACAGUAUUCCAAUCGGUGGUAUGUGUGUACGCCAACCAAUUUCCAUCGGAGGAUCUGGGUCCUCCUAUAUCUAUGGAUACGUCGACGCAAACUAUAAGCCCAAUAUGUCUAAAGAAGAGUGUAUUAAACUCGUCACUAAUAGUUUGGCAUUGGCUAUGAGUCGCGAUGGAAGCAGUGGAGGGGUGAUCCGCAUUGGAAUUAUUACAAAGAACGGUGUGGAACGUCGACUGAUUCUGGGUGAUGAAAUCCCCAAGUUUUACGAAGGAUAAUUACAUUUAAACUCAAGCAGCUCCGUUCUGUUUUCCUUGAUCCCUUCGUAAUAAUUAAUGUUUUGUUCGACCAUACAUUUAUUAAUCCCGGGUGUAAUAAACAUAUUUGCUAAUCAA